This is a messenger RNA of Artibeus jamaicensis (Jamaican fruit-eating bat), 1952 nucleotides long. RefSeq names its product pantothenate kinase 2 (gene PANK2). Gene Ontology annotation, molecular function: pantothenate kinase activity; ATP binding. The transcript is spliced from 7 exons. The record is from RefSeq and is a predicted model, not a curated record. NCBI's taxonomy places the organism in Eukaryota, Metazoa, Chordata, Mammalia, Chiroptera, Phyllostomidae. Bases 109 to 1458 code for a protein of 449 amino acids. Gene Ontology annotation, biological process: coenzyme A biosynthetic process. Gene Ontology annotation, cellular component: cytosol; nucleus.
GGCUGACGGUCGAGGGUUCGCCUCUGCUCCUGCUGGACUGCCGCGGAGGAGGCAACCAGGAGUUUGACCCUGGGUGGCUGGUUCAGGAGGUAGCCGUGGCUGCUGUGGAUGGGAGCGGACCUGCUCGGUGUGCCCAUGGAGCACCAAGGCAGGGCCGCCACCACCUCCGCUUUGUCGACCCGGGACCCGGCGUCUGAGGAGCCAGAUGGGCGGCGGCAGGAGCCGCUGCGGCGCCGGUCGAAUAGUGCGUCGGCACCCGCGGUCGGAGCCUCGGCCUUUACUGAGGAAGUAAGGCGGGACCGACCCAGCUCGUACAGCGGCAAUACCUCGGUCUCCCGCCAGCGCGUGGAAACACUCAGGAAGAAGCGGCCGCUUUUUCCAUGGUUUGGCUUGGAUAUUGGUGGAACACUAGUCAAGCUGGUUUAUUUUGAACCCAAAGACAUCACUGCUGAAGAAGAAGAGGAAGAAGUGGAAAGCCUUAAAAGCAUUCGGAAGUACCUGACCUCCAAUGUGGCUUAUGGGUCCACGGGUAUUCGGGACGUGCACCUGGAACUGAAGGACCUGACUCUGUGUGGACGCAAAGGCAAUCUGCACUUUAUACGCUUUCCCACUCAUGACAUGCCUGCUUUUAUUCAAAUGGGCAGAGAUAAAAACUUCUCAAGUCUCCACACUGUCUUUUGUGCCACUGGAGGUGGAGCGUACAAAUUUGAGCAGGAUUUUCUCACAAUAGGUGAUCUUCAGCUUCGCAAACUUGAUGAACUAGAUUGCUUAAUAAAAGGAAUUUUAUACAUUGACUCAGUUGGAUUCAAUGGACGGUCACAGUGCUAUUACUUCGAAAACCCUGCUGAUUCUGAAAAUUGUCAGAAGUUACCGUUUGAUUUGAAAAAUCCAUACCCUCUGCUUCUGGUGAACAUUGGCUCCGGGGUUAGCAUCUUAGCAGUGUAUUCCAAAGAUAAUUACAAGCGGGUCACUGGUACCAGUCUUGGAGGAGGAACUUUUUUUGGUCUCUGCUGUCUGCUUACUGGCUGUACUACGUUUGAAGAAGCUCUUGAAAUGGCAUCUCGUGGAGAUAGCACCAAAGUAGACAAACUAGUUCGAGACAUUUAUGGAGGGGACUAUGAAAGGUUUGGACUGCCGGGCUGGGCUGUGGCUUCAAGCUUUGGAAACAUGAUGAGCAAGGAGAAGCGAGAGGCUGCCAGUAAAGAGGACCUCGCCAGAGCAACUUUGAUCACCAUCACCAACAACAUUGGCUCCAUAGCAAGAAUGUGUGCCCUUAAUGAAAAUAUUAACCAGGUGGUAUUUGUUGGAAAUUUCUUGAGAGUUAAUACGAUCGCCAUGCGGCUUUUGGCAUAUGCUUUGGAUUAUUGGUCCAAGGGACAGUUGAAAGCACUUUUUUCGGAACACGAGGGUUAUUUUGGAGCUGUAGGAGCACUACUUGAGCUGUUGAAGAUCCCCUGACUGUUACCUGGGGAGGGGGAGUUCCUGGAACACUCUGCAGUGGGAUCUGUGAACUUCUGUUUUUUAAGAGCCUUAUUUAUUACUUAAUUUUAUGAUUGUUUAUGACCUGAAUCAAAGCAAGAAAGGACAAGGGAAUUUUUCUAAGUCAUCAAGAUAAUUCAGUCUAAACUAGUAACCAGUAAGGAAAGAUUACAUGUAUGUAACGUGGACCAUGCCUGUGACAGUGAGGAUUUGCUGUAAUACCCGCUGUGUCUUUUUGAAGUUUAGUGUCACUCGCUGAAGUGCUGCAGGGGAGAGCUAUUCCGUGUUCCCCUGACUGUGGUUUUGUAUGCCAUUGAAUGUGCUAAAUGUAAGGCAAGUUACAUGUAUUAUAAUCUAAUCACAAUUUUGUCAGUAUGGCCUUGGAGAUCAUCACCUGUUCAUGAAAUCUGUUGUGCAUUUAGCCUUUGUGUGAACAUACUGAAAAACAUGUUUUAUUUCAAGAUUCUACAAGA